This is a messenger RNA of Stomoxys calcitrans (stable fly), 2713 nucleotides long. RefSeq names its product GATOR complex protein WDR24 (gene Wdr24). Gene Ontology annotation, biological process: positive regulation of TOR signaling. The record is from RefSeq and is a predicted model, not a curated record. NCBI's taxonomy places the organism in Eukaryota, Metazoa, Arthropoda, Insecta, Diptera, Muscidae. Gene Ontology annotation, molecular function: protein binding. The transcript has 9 exons. The coding region runs from base 199 to 2526 and encodes 775 amino acids.
AAUCGCGAAAAACAUGUGUUUUCUACUGUGAAAAACGAACAUAGUACUCGUCAUUACACAACAACAUUUUGUUAUGUGGCAACUUUGUUAAACGGCAACCCUGUAUUAUAACAACAAACGAAAAUAAACAACAGUUGGGAAAAAAAGAAUAGAUUUGGAAGUGAACUACACGAAAGCAGCGCGGUUUUAGUGCCUUAAAUGUUGGACGAAACAAUAUCCUUGCGUAUAUGCCAGGAAGGUCAUGCCAAUGCAUUGGCCCUAAACAAAGACUGUAACCAAAUUGCAGUAGCCGGAAGAAGUUUGCUAAAACUCUUUGCAAUUGACAGCGAUGAUGGCGGUUUCACCGAAGUCUGCAAUAUGCGUGGGGGAAAGAAUCAAAAUCUUAGCUAUUCCUCUAAUGAUGUUGCCUGGAGUUCCUUGGAUAGUAAUAUCUUGGCAACAGCCGCCACAAAUGGUGUGGUAUCGGUCUGGGAUCUUUCCAAAUUUGGACGACAAAAGCAACUUCUAGUCUAUAAUGAUCAUGAAAGGACCGCACACACAGUAACAUUUCACAGCAGUGAGAUGAACCUUUUGAUUUCGGGAUCUCAAGAUGGCACAAUUAAAUGUUUUGAUACACGUUGUGACAAGGCCAUAAAUACUUUCUAUAGUAAUUCGGAGUCAGUGCGUGAUGUCAAAUUUAAUCCACAUAGUAGUAAUAUAUUCUCUGCCGUAUCGGAAAAUGGAACAGUGCAAUUGUGGGAUUUGAGAAGAGCUGACAAAUGCAUAUUACAGUAUACUGCUCAUAGUGGACCUAUUUAUACUUGUGAUUGGCAUCCCUCUAAUAAUUGGUUGGCUACUGGUAGUAGAGACAAACAAAUAAAGGUCUGGAAUAUGGAUGGCAAAGCAUCUCUGGACCAUACCAUACACACCAUAGCAGUCGUUGGACGUGUUAAAUGGAGACCAGAGAAAACUUACCAUAUUGCCAGUUGCGCUUUGGUUGUCGACUAUAGCAUACAUAUUUGGGAUAUACGUCGGCCAUUUAUACCAUUUGCCUCUUUUAACGAUCAUACCAAUGUAACAACUGGUAUAGCGUGGAAGGGAUCCGAUACAAAUUGUUUAUUGUCCACAAGUAAAGACUCAACCAUAUAUAAACACGCCUUUAAGGAUGCAUCACGGCCUGCCUUAAAAGCAAAUGCUCAAGGUGCUAGUUUGGGAAGAAAGGGAGAUAUUUCAUUUGCCAAUAAAUUGAAAUAUUAUUUGCCAGUAACAGCAGCUCAAGUAGUUAAAUCCAACAACAUCAUGACUCGCCAAAAAUACAUAACCGGAGCAGAACAAUUUCACAUAGGGAAAUCUGACAUGUGUAGAUUUCUAUUGAACUCAUCAUACACCGGCUACAUUGAUCACGAAAUUUCCUUCCAACUUAAGGAGCAUGAAUGCUUUAUUGGCUGCGCCAAAGAACUUUUGCUUACGGGUAAAUUUACCGAUAUUUGUAAACAUAAUGCCAACGUUAGUCGCAAAUAUGGUAAACAUAAUGCCACAACUCUAUGGAAUUUCUUGGAAAUAGCCUAUGGCUCAAAUGAUAUUAAUAUGCAAAAAUAUGAACAUCGCAAUUCAUUUUCAACUCAAAAGAGUUCACAAGCAUCCCGUCGACCCACACAAGUUGUGAAUGUCGAUGUUCUCAAAUGGGAUCACAAUGAAAAUCAUAAUGAGAAUAACAUUGUUGAUGCUGAACUGAAAUUACAAGUCGAUGAUGAUCUCUUGGAUACAAAUGGUCUUGUGGGCAAACCCUCCUAUCCUCCGCUCGGUUCGGUUAUUUUAUCGGAAACACAAAUAUUGUCUGAAAUAACAUUUGACAAUUUCGAUUCAUUGCGUAAUGGUUUCAUAUAUGUGGGACCACCGGAUUUUACGAAAGCCUUAUCGCUGCCUGAAACUGCUUUGCAUUGUAAUGUAGAAGCUGCCAGACCACAGAUAGAUAUAAAAGCAGAAGAUCGUGACAAAUCACCGCCUCCCAACCUGCCGGUAGUCUUAAAGGUUACCACAGUUCCUCCUGUUCCUUUUUGGGAACCCCAUCAAUUUUUAGCCGAUGCUUUGCUAUUGCAGAAUGAUGUGGGUGAUGUUCAGACCGCACUGUCUAUCCUUAUUGUAAUGGGAGAAAAUCGCAAAUAUUUACCCAUAAGCGAUGUUUUAAUUGAACAUUGGUUUCAAACCUACAUUGAUCAAUUGCAUCGUUAUCAAAUGUGGAAUGAGGCUUGUGCUGUUUUAAAUCUCUCCUGGUUGCGAUCUGUAAGGCAAUUGAAUCAAAAAUCCACCGCCGUACAUACAAAUUGUGGUGAUUGUGGCCGACCAUUGGGUGGCAGUGUGGGGUGGUAUUGUCAAAAAUGUAAAUCUAUGCGUUUGGCUAAAUGCUCAAUCUGUGGCCUUAUAGUGCGCGGUCUAUAUGCAUGGUGCCAGGGUUGCUCUCACGGGGGACAUAUUCAACAUUUGAUGGAAUAUUUCUCCAAUCACUCCAAAUGCCCCAAGUGCGGUCACUUGUGUGAAUACAAUUAAUUUAUGACAAAUGAAGAUAAUGGAGCUAUCUAUGACUAAUUUUUUACAACAACAACUACAUAUACAUACAUAUAAAUAAGUAAGUGUAAAAGUCAGUUAUUUAGUUUUAAAUAUUGUUUUUUUUUUUUUGUUUUUUUAUUAAAGACUUAUAUAAACUAUAUUUUGAGUAAAAUUUAAGAAAAGAAAU